This is a messenger RNA of Octodon degus (degu), 2536 nucleotides long. It is a transcript of the gene Slc9b2, whose product is annotated as solute carrier family 9 member B2. The record is from RefSeq and is a predicted model, not a curated record. Bases 592 to 2214 code for a protein of 540 amino acids. Gene Ontology annotation, molecular function: antiporter activity. Gene Ontology annotation, cellular component: membrane. Gene Ontology annotation, biological process: proton transmembrane transport. The transcript has 12 exons. NCBI's taxonomy places the organism in Eukaryota, Metazoa, Chordata, Mammalia, Rodentia, Octodontidae.
GCAGGGAUGCUCGUGGGGGCGCGCUGCAGGGGCGCGUACCUCCCACUGCCGGGCGGCUUCAGAAAGGAAGCUUUCUCGCCCGGGGCGGUGGCGCUGGGCAGCCGGGCUGCGUCUGCGGUGCGGGGCUACGCCGGGCAUGGGACCUCCGGAGCGUGCUGCUCUGCCGGGUUCUCCCUGGAGUUCGGUUUCCCGCAGUAAGGAGUGAAAUCUAGCUUCAGGGACACAGGACUGCGAGUGCGAAUGCUCGUGGUUUCUUCCUUAAAGGAGAGCAGAACCGAGCAGAUCGAUGAUCAGCGUCCACCGCGCCGACACCUAGGGGCUCCCCGAGAAGGCCCAGUCCCGCGUGUGUGUCCAGCACCCGAAUUUCUUCAGGACGCCAGCCCCACGGACUACGAGCCAGGACGUCUCAGAUCCUCCGUGCCAGGGUCUGUAGGAGUGAAGCGGAAUUGAGAACCCCCUCCUCCGGCGGCUUUCUGCACUUCCUUGUGACUAGAGGUCUGGAUGUAAAAUUGGGGCCCAAGUAGGUGGCUUGGAGAAGGUCUCCAAGAUCUUGCUAAGCUUCCUGUAUUGUGUUCUUCAUAAUCACAAGUCAUGAAGGACGAAGAUAAACCUGUAGCAUGUGAAGAUUGGGAGCCAUCCAAAGAGAUAAACUGCACAGCCGCAGCCCCUGCUGGGCCUCAGGAAACACAGUUACAGGAGACGGUUAUGAACCUCAGAGAUGUAGAUCGUAGUGAACCCACUGAAGGGAGUAACUUAUUGAACGGCCAUGAAGAAAAGCCACAGGAAGCUCCAGCUGAGUCAAACUGUCUGCAAAGACUGAGACAAGCACUGGCCUGCCCUCCUCAUGGCUUACUGAACAAAGGUGUCACACAUGUCAUCAUGGCAGUCCUUCUGUGGGCUGUCGUUUGGUCCAUCACCGGCAGUGAGUGUCUCCCGGGCGGAAACCUCUUUGGAAUCAUCAUCCUGUUCUACUGUGCUAUCAUUGGAGGAAAACUUUUGGGGCUUGUUAAGUUACCGACACUCCCUCCACUGCCGCCUCUUCUUGGCAUGCUGCUGGCUGGGUUUCUGCUCAGGAACAUCCCGGUCAUCUGUGACAACGUGCAGAUUGAGCACCGGUGGUCUUCCUCCCUCAGAAGCAUUGCGCUGUCUGUCAUACUGGUGCGCGCUGGCCUUGGACUGGACUCAAAGGCCCUGCGGAAGCUGAAGGGCGUCUGUGUGCGCCUGUCCCUGGGUCCCUGCACUGUGGAGGCAUGUGUAGCUGCUGUUCUUGCCCACUUCCUGAUGGGUUUGCCGUGGCAAUGGGGAUUUAUACUGGGUUUCGUCCUAGGUGCUGUGUCCCCAGCUGUGGUGGUGCCUUCUAUGCUGCUUCUGCAGGAGGGAGGCUACGGGGUGGAGAAGGGGGUCCCCACCUUACUCAUGGCUGCGGGCAGCUUCGAUGACAUCCUGGCCAUCACAGGCUUCAAUACAUGUCUGGGCAUAGCCUUUUCCACAGGUUCCACCAUGUUUAAUGUCUUCAGAGGUGUUCUGGAGGUGGUGAUUGGUGUGGCAGCUGGAGUUCUUCUUGGACUUUUUAUUCGGUACUUUCCAAGCCGUGAUCAGGCCCCCCUGGUGCUGAGCCGCGCCUCCCUGCUGCUGGGCUUCUCCAUGCUGGCCGUGUUCAGCAGUGUGCGCUUCGGCAUCCCUGGCUCCGGUGGGCUGUGCACUCUAGUUACCGCCUUCCUGGCAGGCUUGGGAUGGAGCGACGAAAAGGGUGAGGUUGAAAAGAUAGUUGCUGUUGCCUGGGACAUUUUCCAGCCGCUUCUUUUUGGACUGAUUGGAAUGGAGGUAUCUGUUGCAUCUCUCCAACCAGACACUGUCGGCUUCUGCGUUGCUACCUUGGGUGCUGCAGUGCUGAUACGAAUUGUGACCACAUUUCUCAUGGUGUGUUUUGCUGGCUUUAAUAUAAAGGAAAAGUUAUUUAUUUCUUUUGCUUGGCUUCCAAAGGCUACAGUCCAGGCUGCAAUAGGAUCAGUGGCUCUGGACACAGCACGGUCCCAUGCAGAGGAGCAGUUAGAACGUUAUGGGAUGGAUGUGUUGACAGUGGCCUUUUUGUCCAUUCUUAUCACAGCCCCCAUUGGAAGCAUACUUAUCGGCUUGCUGGGCCCCAGGUUUCUCCAGAAGCUUGAACAUCAAAACAAAGAUGAAGUUCCUCAACAGACUUCUGUGCAGUUUUAGAGGUGAAAAGAAGAAAAUGAUGAACAUAACGUUCAGAAAACUGUUACCAGAGGCUAGUUCUAGCAGGUUGUAUUUUGAAAUGUGUAAUGCUUAAGUCUAAAAUAUUAUAGAAUCAAAAGUGUGCCUACUUCUUUAUGUAGCAGCUUGAGCCCUUUCCCUUAGCACCUUGGGUAUUAUAUUCUAUGUCUGAUCUCUCUACCUUCUUGCUUUCUUUCCCCAAACACUUCCUUAUUUUAUAUCAUUACUCUUCGAUGCUUAGAUCCAUUUUUGGAAUACCCAUAACAACAGAACAUAAUGAAAUAUGUUCUUUUCAACUUCUUGU